UUUUUUUCUUUUUUGCCCCUUUUCUGCAAAGCACGAGUCUUCUCCAAUGUCAACUCAGAAUUCCGAUUCCGAUCAUUUCUUCUUCAUUGGGUUAUUCUAACUUGUUGCAGUUUCCUUCCUCGCAAAAAAGAAAAAAAAAGAAAAAUUAAAUAAAAAUCCCUUCUUUUUCGUUUUUAGUAUUCGAUUCCCAGAAAAACUGCCUUCUUCGUGGGGGGUUUUGUUUUUUUUUCUUUUUUUCUAUAUGGGAGAAAAAUCAAUUCGGUAAAAUUUCCGUUCAGAGAAGUCUGACAAUGUUGGAUUUAGAUAAUCCGUUCCCUUCAUUUCCGCCAUUUUCCGCAAGAAUCGCGUUACUUUCUGGGCUCAGUUCUUCCCCAAAUGCCUAAAUUUCUCUCGGGCAUUUUGCCGAACAAUUGGUGUUCAAGGGCCAAUUUCUUCCCCAAGUUCUUGAACAUCCGUUGGAAAAUGGGCUGCGUUCAGGCCAAGUGCUGCAAAAGAUACCCCCCAUCUUCCGACGACGAAUCCGUCAUAUACCCCGGCCAAAACACCCGUAUUCUCGCCAAUACCCCUUCCCUAGAAAUCGUCGACAUCCCUUCGAACAAUCUCCGGUUAUCCUAUUCCGUCCUUUCGCAACGAGGUUAUUACCCAGAAACCCCUGAUAAAGAAAAUCAAGACAGCUGCUGUGUCAGAACAAACAUCCAGGGCAACCCGAAUGUCCAUUUCUUCGGUGUGUUCGAUGGGCACGGUUUGUCCGGUACGCAAUGCUCGAAUUUCGUCAAGGAUAAGCUAGUCGAGAAGCUGUCGAAUGAUUCUUCGUUGCUGGAAGAUCCCAUUAAGGCUUACAGCACUGCGUUUCUAUCGACAAACGAGGAACUCCACACCGAAAACCUAAUAGACGAUUCCAUGAGCGGCACCACGGCUAUAACAGCCCUAGUAAUCGGUGAUAAGCUCUAUGUGGCAAAUGUGGGUGAUUCGAGAGCAGUUCUAGCUGUUAAGGAAGGUGAUAAGCUGGUCGCUCAGGAUUUGUCGUACGAUCAAACCCCGUUCAGAAAAGACGAGUGCGAAAGGGUGAAGCUUUGUGGGGCCAGGGUUUUGAGUGUUGAUCAAGUUGAAGGGAUAAAAGAUCCAAGAAUUCAGUCGUGGGGUGAUGAGGAAUCCGAGGGGAGCGAUCCUCCGAGAUUGUGGGUGCAAAACGGGAUGUACCCUGGAACUGCGUUUACACGAAGUGUUGGUGAUAGUACAGCGGAGAAGAUCGGUGUGGUGGCUGAUCCGGAAGUUUCGACGGUGCAGAUUGCGCCGAAUCAUCCUUUCUUUGUUGUUGCGAGUGAUGGGGUUUUCGAGUUUCUGUCCAGCCAGACAGUCGUCGACAUGGUUAACAAAUAUGCUGACCCAAGAGAUGCUUGUUCAGCCAUUGCUGCGGAAUCAUACAAAUCGUGGUUAGAGCACGAAAACCGCACGGAUGAUAUAACAAUCAUCAUUGUACACAUUAAAGACUUGAAUAAUGUAUAAAGACAACAUUGGGCAGUAGCUCAUGGAUUACUCUGAUUUUUAAAUACCACAUCUACUUUUCGUUUAUCGUCUUGAAAUAUUUGCGUGGCGAUGGUUAUUACAAUGCAGAUACUGUAUAUACUUUGAUGUGUUCUAGCGUAUGUUGUUGUUGCAUGUGAUUCAGUUUACUUCAA
Messenger RNA from Erythranthe guttata (spotted monkey flower), 1679 nucleotides. Lineage: Eukaryota; Viridiplantae; Streptophyta; Magnoliopsida; Lamiales; Phrymaceae. The record is from RefSeq and is a predicted model, not a curated record.